UAAAAAUCAAAGGUGCCUUAGCUCCAUUCAUUUAUGCUCAUGGCGGAAGCUUCUACAACGGAGAUUAACUUUCUUUGCCAGGUCUGGAUGAUACUGUUCUCAAAUAGAAUAAUCGUACAAUAAAAUAAUCCUAGUGGAAAUAAAAGAACUAAACUACUCAGUAUGAACGACGCGUCAGUAGACACUCACCUCUGCAUCCGUUGCAACGAGACAAUCGUUGGUAUUGGUGCCUAUCUAGAUCACCGACGAGAAGACUGUUUAGGCUCCACAGGCUCAAUUGCCUCGACCUCAGUUGUAACCCUUGCUAACACGGCCAACACUGCUAGUGGUUUGCCAUCAUCAAUAGUUCCAGUCAGAGACGUCCUCGACAUUCCGUUCUUGCCUGAUGCUCCUGAGCUUCCAGACUUCUUCUUGUCCCUCGACCUUCAGAGAAUCACUCCCCUUGUUGAACCAGUCGAUGUCGAUGAAGCUGCGGAGAACGAAGAUAAUGAGGAUAACGAUGAAGAUGAGGAUGACACGGAUCCUCUUAGGCCUCCCCGAGGACACACCGGAGGCAAAUGGAGGCCCGGUAGUAGACCGUCAAUUAUGAACGGACUCAGUUUUCAUAGAGUUACCUUGCAAGAUCAUAGCCCAGAAAGGUUACCGGAUAUACUCGAGAAAAUGGGAUGUGCACCCUGCGGCCGUAUCUUCCGCGACAAAUACACCUAUCAGCGACAUCUUGAGUCGGCGUUACAUAGAAAACGCAGCCUUCGUAACGCUAAAAUGAUCCAAGAACAAUACGAACCCUCCAUGGAAAUCCAACCACCUGAGCUCAUUAUAGGAAAUCUCCUGAAGCGAACUAGGAGCAGUAGAAUGCAUAAAGAAGUCGCGAAUCCUUUGCUGGGUGAAUCACAACAAACAAAGGAAACAAUAAAAAAAGCUCAAUAUCGUUGCUCAUUAUGUUUCCGGUGGUUUCACAAUUUUCGAAGGCUUCACCUUCACAUGGCGGAACAUCGACAACUCGAUGGCCUUUGUUGUUCGCACUGCCCACAGAAAUUUUCGGAGGAAAGAGAGCUGCGGCUACAUUUGAAGACCCAUAAAGAACACCAUACGUGCUGUGGAACAAUAUUUACCACCACAAAAGGUUACCGUGAGCAUAAGGAAAGGGUGCAUGUUGCCAUCAGAGAGUGGUUAUCUUGUUCAAGCUGCAAGCGCAAGUACCAAACAGGUAGGGCUCUCCGCGAACACGUCUGUGGGAAUUCGGAAGAAAAAAUACCAUGCUCCGACUGCAAUUAUAGAGGUAGCCGAAAGAAUCUUGCACUUCAUAAAAGAACCCACUUUGAUGAUAAGCGCUAUAAAUGUCCAAAGUGCAAACUUGUUUUUACAAGACAUGGUCAGUUGUGGCGCCACCUAAAACUACAUAAAGGCGAUAAAACAUACCAAUGUCCAUAUUGUGAUUAUUCAUGCGUGUUAAUCGAAAAUUUGCGAGCCCAUAUCCUCAAAGGCUCAAAACAUAAGGGUCUUUAUGUUUAUCCUUGUAAAAAGUGCUCAUUUGGUACGAAUAGCGCAAUCGAGGCUAAGUACCACGCAGAUUUACAUCAGGUAUGUUAAUACCAAAUUGUCGACGUCAGUUGCAUUCUGGUUCGAAUGUGCAUAUUUUGUUCUCUGUUUGGUAUAUGAAAAAUGUAAAGAAUAGGAAUACACUAAGGUA
This is a messenger RNA of Varroa destructor (honeybee mite), 1690 nucleotides long. RefSeq lists its product as uncharacterized. The record is from RefSeq and is a predicted model, not a curated record. Gene Ontology annotation, molecular function: RNA polymerase II transcription regulatory region sequence-specific DNA binding; DNA-binding transcription factor activity, RNA polymerase II-specific. Lineage: Eukaryota; Metazoa; Arthropoda; Arachnida; Mesostigmata; Varroidae. Gene Ontology annotation, cellular component: nucleus. Gene Ontology annotation, biological process: regulation of transcription by RNA polymerase II.